AUGACUAACAUCGAUGAAGUUCCCAUGGGAGAAUGGAAGAAGAAGAUGCGUGAAGACACCGGUCUGGGGCUCGUGCAACCCGCGAUUCCCACAAACGCCAAAUUUGAACUCAAAGGCCACAUACUCGCCCAACUUAAGGAGAUUCCAUUCUAUGGAAAAGAUCACGAAGACGCGUACAAGCACCUAGAAGAGGUCAGCGACAUAGCCGACUACUUUAAUUUUCCUAAUGUGGCCCGCGAUACCGUUUUGCUUCAUAUGCUUCCCGUCACGUUCAAAGGUGCUGCAAAGGAUUGGCUCAAGUCAGUUCCUCUCGGAUCCAUCACUACAUGGGCUAAGAUGAAAGAAGAAUUUAUUGACCAGUUUUGCCCACCUUCGAAGAUAGACAAGUUGAAGAAAGUUGUUGCCAACUUUGAACAACAAGCCGGAGAGUCCCUUUAUGAGGCAUGGGAGAGAUACAAGGGCCUACUAAGGAAUUGCCCACAUCAUGAUCUAAACAUUCAACAAGAAGUCUCCAUUUUCUAUGAUGGAGUCAAUGUAACAACUAGGCAGCUCCUUGACUCGCAAGGACCCAUCACAAAGAAGGCACCCCCGGUGAUCAAAGAGCUAAUUGAAGAAUUCUAUAAGCACUAUAGAGAAUACCAUAACCCAAGGAAUGAUUUGACUCGAGGGGCGGUAAAUUCCAUUACCGAUGACAUGGCAACAAUGAUGGCAAAGUUGGAAAGCAUGGACCAAAGAAUGACUAAGAUGGACCAAUCCAUCCAUGCUAUUAGGGUGGGAUGUGAAAACUGUAGAGGUCCUCACCUUACAAAAGAUUGUGAUCUUGAUGAGAAUGGGAACCGGAAGGUACAAGUGUGCUAUUCAAGUGGUAAUAGGUUUGAUGAUAAUUGGCAAAAACCGAAGAAAGAAUGGCUACCAUAUGAUGAGUACAAAAAGACAAGGGAAGAAAAAUAUAAGCAAAAAGAUAGAGGUUUUUACCAAAAGGAUGAACUGGUACAUGAAAAGAAAUCAGAUUUAGAAGACAUGCUUACAAGAUUCGUGACCGCAUCCGAGAAAAGACACAAUGAUACCGAUGCUACACUUAAAGAUCAACGAAAUAUGUUGAGAGAACACCAACUUAUGAUGAAAGAUCAACAAGCUUUUCUUAGGAAUCAGCAAGCAUCUAUUCUCAACAUAAAAAAGCAGCUGGGGAAACUUGCACAACAAGUGAAUGAGAGAAGACCGGGUGGACUUCCGAGCAAUACCGAAAGUAACCCAAAAGGUGCACAUAUAAAUGUUGUCACAACUAGGAGUGGGAAGAUUAUAACCCCUUCUGACUCCUAUUCAGCAAGAAGAUCCUAA
This is a messenger RNA of Lactuca sativa (garden lettuce), 1338 nucleotides long. Lineage: Eukaryota; Viridiplantae; Streptophyta; Magnoliopsida; Asterales; Asteraceae. The record is from RefSeq and is a predicted model, not a curated record.